AUGACCAUCUCAAGCAACCUCGUCAACCGCACCUCCUUCUCCGCGGCCGACAUCGUCAAGGAUAUCUGGACCAGCCUCCAUCUCCCUCCCCACGCCCUCUCAUCCCUCAGUCUCCCCGGCCAUCAAACCGCACCAGCUACGCCCUCAUCUUUCAAGAUUGGGCAUCUCGCGCAGAGUUCCAUUGCGCUAUCCGCUCUCACAGCCUCUCUCGUCCACAGCGGACGGUCCUCCUCCUCUCCAACAUCAACAUCUCCAGUCUCCCCCAUUCCCCGCGUCAGCGUCCCCCUCGACCACGCCCUGAUAGAAUUCAAAUCAGAGCACCUCUACAACAUCGACAACCAGCCCCUGGAAUCCGUCUGGGGCACAAUCGGCGGCCUUCACAAGACAGCAGACGGCUACGUCCGCAUCCACGACAACUUCCCCAACCACGCACUAGGAACUCUCCAGCUCCUCGGCCUGCCGCCAACCGCCAACCGCCAAGAUGUCGCCGCCAAGGUAGCCCAGUGGAAGAGCAUCGACCUCGAAACAGAGGGUACUGAGAAAGGAAAGCUCGCCAUCUACGCUCUGCGCUCAUAUGCCGAAUGGGACGCCCACCCCCAAGCAUCAGCAAUCGACGACAACCCCAUUCUCAUCAAACAGCUCGCCCCUGGACCGCCAAAGACGCUGCCCGAGACCAGCUCCAGCCGCUGUCUGCAGGGCAUCCGUGUCCUCGAAAUGAGCCGUGUCAUCGCCGCCCCCGUAGCAGGCAAAACUCUCGCUGCCCAUGGAGCCGACGUCUUAUGGGUGACGAGCCCCAACCUGCCGAACCAGCCCGUGCUGGACAGAGACCUGGGCCGCGGCAAACGCACCAUCCGGCUGGAUAUCCACAACCCGGACGACAAGCAGCGUCUGCUCGAGCUGUUGCGUUCAUGCGACGUCUUCAUCCAGGGAUACCGCCCGGGCAGCCUCGCCGCAUACGGCCUCUCGCAGGAGGAGCUGCAAAAGGCAAACCCGGACAUCAUCUGCGCCAAUCUCUCCGCGUUUGGUCCGACCGGCCCGUGGUCUCAGCGCCGGGGCUUCGACUCCCUCGUGCAGACAUGCUCCGGCAUGAACGACUCGGAAGCGGCACAUUUCGGGGCCGGCGAGCCCGCGCGCGCCAUGCCCUGCCAGGCACUCGACCACGCCGCGGGCUACCUGCUCGCCACGGGAAUCACCGCCGCGCUGCACCGACGGGCUCAGAUUGGAGGGUCGUGGGUCGUAGAUGUUUCGCUGGCGGGGGUGAUGAAGUAUCUGCGUAGCUUGGGACAGUAUCCCGGGAAGACGGGGUUCGAGGGCCGAGAUGUUGAGGCGCAGGCGGAUGUGCCGGCGGACUAUCUCGAGACGAGGGAGACGGUGUUUGGGAGCAUGAGGGCGGUUAAGCAUAGUGCGAGUGUUGAAGGGUGUGAGGUUGGCUGGGAGGAAAUGCCGAAGCCACUGGGGUCUGACGAGGCGAGAUGGUUGUAG
Messenger RNA from Trichoderma virens Gv29-8, 1482 nucleotides. RefSeq lists its product as uncharacterized. Gene Ontology annotation, molecular function: catalytic activity. The coding region runs from base 1 to 1482 and encodes 493 amino acids. NCBI's taxonomy places the organism in Eukaryota, Fungi, Ascomycota, Sordariomycetes, Hypocreales, Hypocreaceae. The transcript has a single exon. The record is from RefSeq and is a predicted model, not a curated record.